This is a messenger RNA of Suillus fuscotomentosus, 285 nucleotides long. RefSeq lists its product as uncharacterized. The transcript has a single exon. The record is from RefSeq and is a predicted model, not a curated record. The annotation marks the transcript as partial. Lineage: Eukaryota; Fungi; Basidiomycota; Agaricomycetes; Boletales; Suillaceae.
UCUUCACUUCUCUUCCAACUUUGUUCAGGACACGCCCCGCUAAACAAGCACCUACACUGUAUUGCAAAAGUACCCAGCCCCAAAUGUCAGCAAUGUGGCGAGCGCGAGGAAACGGUCCACCAUUUCAUAAUCACCUGCCCAAAGUACACAACACAAUGCCUCGCACUCCAACUCGAACUCGGCUCACAGACCACUCUCCUCAAGAACCUGCUGAACAAUUCAAAGUGCAUCAAACCUCUACUGCGCUUCAUAGCGAGCACGCACAGAAUGGAACAGACCUUCGGU